AUGGAAACUAUUUCUAAAACUGUUACAUCAGAGAUAGAAUAUGAAGAACCAAAUUAUUUUCAAACGGUUCUCAAACAAACUAAAAUAUUAUUAAUUAAAAAUUGGAGAAUUGCUUACCGUAAGACAGUAACCACAACCAUCCAAUUGACUGUACCAUUCUUUUUCGUAGGUGGAUUAUACUUGAUUCAAUUAGCUGUUUCCAAUGCAUUGGAUACAAAUGCUCAUUAUAGAAAUAGUGCAGAUAUUAAAGGUUUUUCUAGUCCAGACUCCCUCAAUGCUUUUAUUUUAACCAAUCCAAAUAUUACACAGGCCGCAUAUGUAUUUAAUUCUACAUCAAACGGUAUAUUCUCCUACGAUAUUCAGUAUAAUUCGAGUUGUAUUGCCAGUUGGGGUAGCUCUGGAAAUUUGUGUCCACCACCAGUAGAGAAUAUUAUCACACCAAUGCAAGUAACCAUGGAUAGACAAAUCAUUCGUUAUCAAAAUAACCUACAGAAUCCCACUUCCAACUCAUCCGAUGUUCAAAUUACAUGGAACAGUGGUAUCUUUGCACAUCCAAAGACUUUAACUUAUAAUAUUGUUACUGAUCUUGGUAGUAUAUUUUUCUUUGCAUCUUUGAUGUUCCAGUUUGUUCUGAUGCUACAAGACAUGGUGCUUGAAAAGGAAACCAAAUUAAAGGAAGGUAUGAGAAUGAUGGGUCUUAAGGAAAGUUCUUACUAUAUGUCAUGGUUCUUUACCUAUUUGAUUUUCAUUAUUCUUAAUGUCUUCCUUUUAAUUGCCUCUGGUUUUAUUUUCCAAUUUUCAUUCUUUAAACAUAAUGACUUUGGAACUUAUUUUUUCCUUUUCUUGUUCUUUGGUUUCUCCAUUAUUUGCUUUGCCUUUUUCCUGAGUGCCUGUCUUCGUAAGAGUCAAACAGCUACAUUCCUCGGAUUCUUUUUAUUCAUUCUGUUCUCAGUGCUCCAAGCUUUCAUCCCAAACUUAUUGUAUAUUGAAGGAAAGCCCUAUUCAGUUCAAGCUAUCUUUUCUUUGUUGUCGCCAGUUGUUUUUGCCAAGGGAUUGACUGACCUCGCCAUUGCCAGUGACAUGGGUGGUAUUAGAUGGUCUCAAAUCAGUAAUAACUCUCCAGUUUUUCCAUUGCUCAUGGUUUAUAGAUGGAUUCUUUUGGAUGGAAUCAUCUUUAUCGUGCUUGGAUGGUACAUUGAUAAUGUAUUCCCAGGUGAAUUCGGUACACCCAAACCAUUCUAUUUCUUCUUGACACCAUCCUAUUGGACUGAUAGUUCCUCAAUGAAAUGGGAAGCCAAUUCCGAAUAUGAACCAACGCCAGUCGAAGAUGAGGAUGUCCGCGCCGAAGAAGAAGAUGUCAACAAAAUGAACCAUGGAACUGAGCAUGCAGUCAUCAUCAAAAACCUGGUAAAAGUCUACCGUAACAAUAUGUUUUGGAAAUCAAAGAAGGAUUUCUACGCUGUAAAAGGUCUAAAUCUAACAAUGGAGAAGAACAAGUUGUUUUGUUUGCUCGGUCCAAAUGGUGCUGGAAAGACAACUACUCUCAGUAUGUUGACCGGUUUGUUUGGUCCAACCAAAGGAGAUGCUCUUAUCUUUGGUAAAUCUAUCCGUACCGAUAUGGUAGCCAUUAGAAAAUUCAUGGGUGUAUGUCCACAACAUGAUUUACUCUGGUCCCAUCUCACAGGUAGAGAACAUCUUGAACUCUACUCUGCAUUCAAGAAUGUAAAGGCUAGCCAAAUCUCAGACCAAGUCACAGAGCGUCUGAAUGAAGUCGGAAUCCAAAACUUGGCUGACAGUUUUGUCAAUGUCUACAGUGGUGGUGAGAGACGUAGAUUGUCGGUUGCCAUUGCAAUGACUGGAAAUCCACAGAUUGUAUUCCUCGACGAACCGACAACCGGUAUGGAUCCAGUAGCUCGUCACUCAGUUUGGCAAAUCAUUGAGAAUGCCAAAAGAAAACGUGCUAUCGUUUUGACUACUCACUCUAUGGAAGAAGCAGAUAUCCUCUCCGAUAAGAUCGGUAUUAUGGCAAUGGGUAGAUUAAGAUGUUUGGGAAACAAUCUUCACUUGAAGAAUAAAUUUGGUGCAGGUUACAAAGUAACUGUUUUCCUCAAGAGCGUUGGAUUGGGAAGUCAUUCAUCAAUGGCCAAUCUUAAUCUUGUAAAUAAUAUUCAAAAUAGAAUCAUCAGUUUCGUGCUUGCGACACUCGAAGGAACAUCGGUGGCAAGCAAGACAACCGAACAAAUCGUUUUCUCAGUUCCUCGUCAGAGAACAGAGCAACUUCCAUACUUUUUAGAAACUUUGGAAAUCAACCAAAACUCCCUACACAUUCACGAUAUCGAUGUUAAUCUUUCAACUUUAGAAGAAGUCUUCCUCAAGAUAGCUGAAGAUGCUGAAAAGGAAAGAAAAACAAAAUAA
Molecule: messenger RNA, 2415 nt
Organism: Heterostelium album PN500
Lineage: Eukaryota; Evosea; Eumycetozoa; Acytosteliales; Acytosteliaceae
Exons: 3
Coding region: 1-2415 (804 amino acids)
Biological process (GO): transmembrane transport; lipid transport
Cellular component (GO): intracellular membrane-bounded organelle; membrane
Molecular function (GO): ABC-type transporter activity; ATP binding; lipid carrier activity
Source: RefSeq, a predicted model, not a curated record